Didymodactylos carnosus is the source of this 386-nucleotide messenger RNA. Lineage: Eukaryota; Metazoa; Rotifera; Eurotatoria; Philodinida; Philodinidae. The record is from the annotation of a GenBank genome assembly.
AUGAUGUCAACACCUGAUAUGAACGGAUCAAAUGAUGUGAACUCGGAUACCGAAUCAUCAGGAACAACUUCACUGUCUGUCGGUGGAUCGGGUCGUUUACAUUCGAUGGAUAACAAAGAUUGGAAAUCGACGCUUCAAAUUCCGAAAAAAGAUACAAGAAUAAAAACAACGAAGAGGUCUCCACGUGAUAGUCUCCGUUUAUAUAUACCAUUUUGUAGAGCUCGACGAACUGAUCACGAUGCCAUAUACCGCUCAUCCCCAUACGCUGUAAGUGAAGAGUUAAAUCGGUCUCAACUUUCAAAGAAUCACUCUGCGACGCUGUCUGGUGACUUAGAUUUUAACGAUAUUGUAGUUUCAAGCGUUCCGAUUCGCACCAUGGAAUGCGC